Molecule: messenger RNA, 2827 nt
Organism: Conger conger (European conger)
Lineage: Eukaryota; Metazoa; Chordata; Actinopteri; Anguilliformes; Congridae
Gene: ncdn
Product: neurochondrin
Exons: 7
Coding region: 222-2648 (808 amino acids)
Biological process (GO): neuron projection development; regulation of neuronal synaptic plasticity
Cellular component (GO): dendrite
Source: RefSeq, a predicted model, not a curated record
GCAAUUUCAUUUAACAUUUGAUAUUGACUGUUUACUGCUAAUCGACCUCAUUACAGCGUACAUUAGCUGUCAUUCGAAAUUAAAUUACUGCUAGUUAGCUAACGUUAACGAACUAACGUUAGCUUGCUGGGUUAGAUGGGGUUAGAUUAGCUAGCUUGGAACUGACGGGUUGCAGGGAUAUUGCAACAUAGGUAAGCCCGGGUGUAAAUAGGUUGGAAACCAUGACUGAAACUGGGAAUCGAAUGGGCCAUGACAGCGUCGGCUCUCCAGGCUGCGAGCGGAUGUUGACUGACAGUGGCCUGACCCAAGCCCAGCGAGAGAUGCUGGAACGCUGUCUGCACACGCUAACUCACGCCAAGAACGACAGCCACACAUUGGCCGCACUACUUCUGAUCACACGUGUGUGUCCAGCAAAUCAGUUGGACAGUGCAACACUGAGGCGUGUGUUUGAGGCAGUAGGUUUGGGUUUACCGGCACGCCUCCUGGUGACGGCAGUGCAGGGUGGCGCAGGCUCAUGUUCAGUACUCCCUGCUGAAGAGCUGCUGUCCCUAGGCACUGCCCUGCUGGCUGCUCUUAGCACUGACCAGGACAUGGCCACACACCCACAGCUCCUCAGCACCAUUCCCCUGCUUUUGGGCCUGCUGGCAGACGGGCCCGGCUGGACUCCUCACACGAAGCCACAAGGCCAGGAGUCUGAGAGGGGCCAGCCUUCAGAGGACUAUCGUGCUAAACCACAUGCAGCCCAAGAAGGGUCUCAUUUAAAUCAGAGCUCAGCAAACCCUAGAGAGCCCUCUGGUGAACACCAGAGUCCAGAGGAGUCGGUUGGCCUGAGCGAAGGUGUAGGGAAGGCCCCCCCGAGCCCGGCUGCAGGCCUGGACGAGGCUUUGGCUGCAGACUGCUACCAGGUCCUGAGCAUGGUGUGCGCCUCAGCCAGGGGCCCGGAGCAGCUCCUGUCCCGAGGGGCGGUGCCAGCGCUGUGCAGGGCUGUGGACCGGAACCAAACCCUCAGCCGGGAGAAGUGCCUGCCGCUGCUUGGCCACCUGCUCUCGAGCCGCAUCCGACCGUCGGCCUGGAGCAAACACCCCGCCGAGCUCUUGUCCCUGCUGGCUGCAGUCUCCGCAGAGUUCUGCCAGGCAUCGCAACUGGACCGGCUGGAGAUGUGCACCCGGGUACCGCAGUUCCUGCCCCCUCCUGGCGUUGCGCUAGAGAGCGGGGACCUCCGGUCGAUUGUAAGCCAGCUGUGGGGGGUACUCAGGCCCAUGGUGCAGGCCAAAGUCACCCCGGCCCAGCUCGGCCCAGUCCUGGUACUGUCUGCUUGCCUGCUGGACCUGUGUGGCUGGGAGCUCGUGGGCCCACCGAAGCUGUGUUGCCUGCUGGUGAACCGAGCCUGUGUGGAAGUGCGGAUGGGCCUGGAGGAGUAUCCUGCCACCGACCUGUCCCCAGUACAGGAGCAGGUGAUCACCGCCUGCUACCGCAUCAUGGAGGCUGCCAUGGAGCAGGCAUGCAGCCAGGGCCUGGUCCAGGACACCGCCCAGCCUCAGACCGCCAUCGCUGGGCUGAAUCUGCAGCAGAGCAGGCAGGUUCUGGGAGUCCUAGAGGAAGCCUUCUCUGCAGUCAUCUACUACCUGCAACAGGUUGGCCAAAGUCGCCGUGGUGACCCCUUCCUCUUUGUGACCUUUCGCUCACUUUGUGCCUGGCUGGCUGAGGAAACUUCCUGUCUCAAAGAGGAAGUCAUCGCCCUCUUGCCCUUCCUCAUUAAUUAUGCCAAAGGACAUCUGGAAGGAGAGGGUCCAGACAAGGGCCUGUCUGAUUGGAUGUCAGAGAUGUCUGUAACUGAUACUACGGAGGGCGGGGCCUGGUCAGGCGAGGAUGCAAUCAGGUAUCUGCUUCCUGCUCUGUGUCACCUCUCAGCAGAGGAGGGCCCAAGGCGGGUGCUGCUUGACCUGGACACCCCGGCCCUGCUGGUGGGCUUCCUAGAGCGUCGCUGGGGCGCCCUGAGGGGCAAGCGGGGCGUGGCGGGGACCCGGGACCCCAGCAUGGAGACGGCCUGCUCCUCUUUGCUCAACUUCGCUGUGACUGAGGCUGACCGAGUCAGGAAGGAUCCAUGUUUUCUCUCUCUCAAAUCUCUGUUGAGUGAUGCACUUCCUGUCCUCCUGCACAAGCCACGCUUACUUGUCCUCGCAGCUAAUUUCUGCACUCUGGGACUGAUGACUGGCAGGCUGACACCUGCUUCCAAAGGUCCGGUGGACGCGGUUCAGCGGCGGUUCUUCACCGCGGCCCUGCGCUUCCUGGGGGGGGCCCUGCGCCCCGGCCCCGGCCCGGCUGAAGUAAGUGCGGCGUGGGCGGAGUGGUGGGAGGAGGUGGCUGAGCUGUGGAGGCUGGGGCUCCAGGCCCUGGCGGGCUGUGUGUGCGCCCUGCCCUGGCUGGCUGCCGUGGCCAGGGAGGGCGGCUGGCUGGCCGACACCCUGGCCCUGCUGGCCGCCUCCAGUGCACUACCUGACCCCCACUCCCAGGGGGCGCUGGAGGAGGCCCUUGUUGCUCUGGCACGCCAGUGCCCGCUUUGCAGAGGGGAGAUCCGCGCAGUCCUGGCGGAGAACAGAGGAGCGCUCCACAGCAUGGUCCAACUGCAGGGGGCGCUGGCGGACUGAUUCUCCAACAGCGUAAAAGCACAAACCUGCUCAAAUGGACACUGAAGGAUGAUUAGGAAAUGCCAACUGCCAUGUGGCGAUGCAGAUAUUUUGUAUUCUUUGUAAUAAAAUUUGACUGUACAUUAAGUGUCUGGGGAAAGAAAGUACCCUUUGCAUCAAUAAAGAAUGAUUUGGACUGA